This is a messenger RNA of Anthonomus grandis grandis, 564 nucleotides long. RefSeq lists its product as uncharacterized. Gene Ontology annotation, cellular component: nucleus. Gene Ontology annotation, molecular function: DNA binding. The transcript has a single exon. The record is from RefSeq and is a predicted model, not a curated record. The coding region runs from base 1 to 564 and encodes 187 amino acids. Lineage: Eukaryota; Metazoa; Arthropoda; Insecta; Coleoptera; Curculionidae.
AUGAAUAGGCUAGACGUUGAAAACUAUUUUGAUUUGCUCCAAACCACCCUAGAAGAAAAUGAUAUUUUUAAUAAACCAGGGUAUAUUUUUAAUAUCGAUGAGACGGGGCUACCAAUGAAUAACCGUACUGGUAUUGUUGUUGCCGAAAAGGGUUCUAAAAGUGUGUCUAUGACCACGUUCACUGAAAAGGGGGAAACAAUAUCUUGCAUCGCGUGUUGCAAUGCUGAAGGCAUGUUUCUUCCGCCGGCUUAUAUAAUGAAAGGCAAAUAUAAGAAAGCACAAUAUGAAGAUGGGAUGCCACCUGGGUCGAUUCUUUCUAUAGUAGAAAAAUCAGCGCAUGUUAACACCAGCAUUUUUAUUAUGUGGCUUAAAGACCAUUUUAUACCACAAAACCCCGCUGGUAAAGUCUUGCUGAUCUUGGAUGGUCACGCCAUGUUGCUGUGUCUUCCAAGUCACACAACGCAUUACUUGCAACCGCUAGAUAAGGCAGUAUUUAAAUCAUUAAAAUCAUAUUUUUAUAAUGCUUGUCACCAGUGGUUCGUGCUAACCCUGGAAGAAAAUUAA